This is a messenger RNA of Colletotrichum gloeosporioides, 789 nucleotides long. Its product is annotated as Protoporphyrin uptake protein 1. The record is from RefSeq and is a predicted model, not a curated record. Gene Ontology annotation, cellular component: membrane. The transcript has 3 exons. NCBI's taxonomy places the organism in Eukaryota, Fungi, Ascomycota, Sordariomycetes, Glomerellales, Glomerellaceae. The coding region runs from base 1 to 789 and encodes 262 amino acids.
AUGGGUCUUGUCCAUUUCGAGGACGGAAAGGUCCUCUUCUAUCCAUACACACCAUCCAAAGCCGCGGGCAUCAUAUUUCUGUUCUUGUUUGCUGGCAUCUCUUUAUACCACAUCUUCCUGAUACGAAAGUUCAAGACCAAAUACUUCAUCCCAAUGGUACUGGGAGGCAUAUGCGACACCUUCGGACACCUAGGCCGCGCCUGGGCCGGCUCCGCCCCCCUCUCCCCCAAACCCUUCAUGCUCCAACUCAUGCUCAUCCUCGUCGCCCCGGUCUUCAUCUCCGCCACAAUCUACAUCACCCUCGGCCGCCUCAAAGAAUCCCUCCUCGGCCACCCGCGACGCAAAUGCAGCCCGACGAGCAUCUUCAUCCUCACAGACAUCAUCAUGGAGAUUGGCGGGCACGUGGUGCUGGGCGGGCUGCUGUUCCAACUUUUUGUGCUGGUGGUGUACUUUGCGCUCGUUGUGAGGUUCCAGAGGGCGACGCAGAGGGAGGUGAUUUACGUGGAGCAUUGGAGGCGGUAUCUGUGGACGCUGGUGAUCUCUGUGGUGGCUGUUUGGGUGCGGAAUUUGGUGCGCGCGGCGGAGUUUGGGCAAGGCUGGUACGGGUUUGUGAAUCAGCACGAGGCGAUGAUGUACAUCUUUGACUCUUUUCUGAUGUUCUCGGUCAUGGUUGCGUUCGCUGUGUUCCACCCAGGACAGCUGAAUGAUUCGCAAGGAAGUAUGGCGAAGGGCAGGCAACGAGUUACAUCUGAGCAGGUGGUCAUGGGUCCGUUCGGAAACAUAGCUUAG